Molecule: messenger RNA, 864 nt
Organism: Lolium rigidum
Lineage: Eukaryota; Viridiplantae; Streptophyta; Magnoliopsida; Poales; Poaceae
Product: dehydration-responsive element-binding protein 1H-like
Exons: 1
Coding region: 13-720 (235 amino acids)
Biological process (GO): regulation of DNA-templated transcription
Molecular function (GO): DNA-binding transcription factor activity; DNA binding
Source: RefSeq, a predicted model, not a curated record
CUGCCAGUAUCCAUGGACAUGGGCCUUGAGGUCUCCACCUCUUCCACCACCUCUUCAUCGUCGGCCUCGGCCACGUCCGACCACAGCAGGGUGAUGGCGCCAGCGAAGCGCCCUGCGGGGCGCACCAAGUUCCGGGAGACGCGGCACCCGGUGUACCGCGGCGUGCGGCGCCGGGGCAACGCCGGCCGGUGGGUGUGCGAGGUGCGCGUCCCCGGCAAGCGCGGUGCACGGCUCUGGCUUGGCACCUACGCCACCGCCGAGGCCGCCGCGCGGGCCAACGACGCCGCCAUGCUGGCGCUCGGAGGAAGCUCCGCCUCGUGCCUCAACUUCGCCGACUCCGCCUGGCUUCUCGCCGUGCCGUCCGCGGUCGCCGACCUCGCCGACGUCCGACGCGCCGCGGUCGAGGCCGUCGAGGAUUUCCAGCGCCGGGAGGCCGCCAGCGUCCCUCCCGCCGCCGAGGAGCCCACUUCUAGCGAUUCCUCGGCACCGUCGUCGCCUGACAAUGCCGGUUCGUCGGAAACGUCUGCCCAUGGAGAGCCCGAUGGCAGCGAUAUGUUCAGGCUUGACUUAUUCCCGGAAAUAGACUUGGGCUCGUACUACAUGAGCCUGGCGGAGGCCCUGCUCAUGGACCCGCCGCCGAUGGCCACCGCCAACGGCUCGUCCUGGGACAACGGAGACUGCGGCGACGGUGCAGCCGACUUCUCGCUCUGGACCUACUAGCUAGUGCCGGAUUCCCGAGCUUAUUUUACUCUUGACUCUGCUUUUUUCUUGGCAAAGUUCUUUUGCGAGCAGACUCUGUAACUAAUAAGUUUAAGCUGAUUCAGAUCCAGAACUGAAGUAUGAAACACAUUUGGUUCCUCAAAA